AAAUGCGUCUCUAGGCGCCGUAAGAUGCCGCAGCCUGACCGAACAGGAGCUUUGGGCGUGUUUCACAGUGACGUCACUUGCAUAUGUCAUCCGACGCUGCAGCAAUGGAGGAAGUAAGAGUAUUUCCACUAUCGGGUGUGGUCCAAAACUAUGCCUGGGGAAAAUUGGGAUUCAACAGUGAAGUGGCCAAACUUAUCGCUGGAAGUGACCCUUUGGUGAUCAUUGAAGAUGACAAGCCUUACGCAGAGCUUUGGAUGGGUGCUCAUCCUAAAGGAGAUGCCCUCAUCAAGGACAAUCGAAUACGGCAGAAGACACUGAGCCAAUGGAUAGCAGACUAUCCAGGCUGCCUGGGGUCAAAGGUCAAAGACACCUUCCAGGGACAGCUACCUUUCCUGUUUAAGGUUCUAUCAGUGAACACGGCGCUGUCUAUCCAAGCCCAUCCCAAUAGGGAGCUUGCGGCAAAGCUUCACGCGCAGUUUCCUCAGCACUACCCAGACGAAAACCACAAGCCUGAGAUGGCAAUCGCACUAACUCAGUUUGAGGGACUCUGUGGUUUUCGCCCUGUUCAAGAAAUUUUAGGAUUCCUCAAAUCGGUCCCCGAGUUCCACACCCUGGUGGGCUCUGAUGCGGCAGCAGAGCUGAGGCGCAGUGCGGAGGAUGCGGGCCACGUGCCGGCGGUUCUCAGGAAGUGCUUCACGCACAUGAUGAACUGCGAGAAGAAGGUGUUUGUGGACCAGCUGAACGUGCUGGUGAAGAGAGUUACAGAGGAAGCUGCUGCAGGGAAGGACACCUCAGGCAGUAAUGGUGAUCUGUUACUACGGUUACACUCGCACUUCCCUGGUGACAUCGGCUGCUUUUCCAUCUACUUCCUGAACCGUGUCACCCUUCAGCCUGGGGAGGCCAUGUUUCUGGGGGCCAAUGAGCCACACGCCUACUUGUUCGGAGACUGUAUUGAGUGCAUGGCUUGCUCGGACAACACGGUGCGCGCCGGCCUGACGCCCAAAUUCAUCGACGUCAGCACCCUCUGUGAGAUGCUGGAUUACAGCCCCGCCCCCCCCAGCGCCAAAAUCUUCUCUCCUGUGCCGGACCCCUCUGACCCCUGCGUCUUCCUUUACGACCCCCCUGUGCCCGACUUCACCGUCAUUAAGAUACAGGUUCCAGCUGCAACCAAGCAGUACCUGCUGUCUCCACUGGACUGCGCGGGGAUCCUGCUCGUGGUGCAGGGGGAGGCCACUGCCUCCUCGCCCGCCGCCCUGUCUGACCUUCACCUUGGCCGCGGAUCUGUGCUCUUCAUCUCGGCCAACGAGGGCGUGAUCCUGCACACCCUCUCCCCGUCUGGCAUGACGAUGUUUCGUGCUUGCUGUCUCCUGUAACCCCUCCCCGCCGUCUUGUGUUGGCCCUCAUGCCAAGAUAAAACCAGCAAAAAGCAGGGGCUCUAUGUGAAAUCUUGAACCUUGGUUCAGCUGCUACAGUUCAGUAGACCUUGCAGACAUAUAUAGUAAAACUGUUGAUAAGCACAAUGAAUAAAGGACACCCCCCCCCCCACGCACACACACACACACACACACACACACACACGCACGUACCAGUAUUCUGAAGAAUGAAGCAUUACAGUCCUCAAAGCAUCCUUCUCUCAGAUCGUGAAUGAUUCAGCCGGAAAUAAAUUACAUCUAUUUAUCUAUUUAUCUACAGUUAUUGCGCCAUGAAAAGGUGUUUGUGCAUGAUUUGAAAAUGGGAGUCAACCACCAUAGAAAUGCCUGCUCUUUGCAUAUGCCUGAAUCUUGAAUUAUUAGUGUCAUAUUAAUCCCUUAUUUUACACAGUGUCAGCCAUCUCCCUACUGAGAAUUAGAGCUUUAAGUAUUUCAGACUAAUUGAAAAAAAAAGUUCUUCCAUUAUAAUAAAGAUGACGGGCUUUAUACCAGUUUUAAUUUUAUCAUCUGGAGUUGCGGGGACUGGUUAAAAAUGGUCCAGGUUAAACUGGGAAACAUAUGCAAACCUCUGUUUAACUGGCAGACUUACCAGUAGAAUCAGUUUAUCUUAUUAUGAGCCUUUGGAGAAGUAUUAUAGAAACAUGGGAAGACCAACACUAUCUACACCGUCCUUAAGUUCAACUGCUACUGAAGCCUCUUUCCUCAGUAUGUUGACCAGAAAGUCAAAUUAUGCUUUGUUCUUGAACAGCCAAGGUUGGAAGACUGUUGUUUGGCACUAUACUGUACCUUGUAUCUUAAUAAUAAUUACCUCCUAUGAGGUUUGAAUGUACUGUUAUUGCAUAAAUAGUCUGAAGUGAUAUCUACAAUUGAGAGAAUGCAUUUUGCACGACUGAAUGAGUCUGCAUUUUUAAGUCCAGCAUGGGUUUGUACUUGAGACUGUCAGAAUGUGGAAAAUCUCAAUAAAGGUUUGUUCAGAAGUAACAGUGAA
This is a messenger RNA of Paramormyrops kingsleyae, 2418 nucleotides long. It is a transcript of the gene mpi, whose product is annotated as mannose phosphate isomerase. The record is from RefSeq and is a predicted model, not a curated record. Gene Ontology annotation, biological process: GDP-mannose biosynthetic process; carbohydrate metabolic process. Gene Ontology annotation, molecular function: zinc ion binding; mannose-6-phosphate isomerase activity. NCBI's taxonomy places the organism in Eukaryota, Metazoa, Chordata, Actinopteri, Osteoglossiformes, Mormyridae. Gene Ontology annotation, cellular component: cytosol.